AGAUAUAUAUCAGGGAUGUGAUUUUUCCGGAUUAAUCCGGAAUUCCGGAUUUUCCGACCUGAAAAUGUGACCUACGUGAAUCAUGCAGAUCUGUAAAAAAAAAAAAAAAAAAAAAAAAAAAAGGGGGGGGGGGUGUUGGCCGUCACCUCACAGCCGUCACCAUGGUAACCGCGGGAUCGCGGGAUGCGCAACAAGGACUGUAUCGUGACAAGAACAUCGCGGGAUUGGAUGAUCUGGGUAUGUAUUAUUGCUUGUGUCUAUAUAUAACCUAUAAGUUACUAAUUUGACUUUGUUGUCGAUUGAUUAGAUGAUCGAUUUUGAUAGAUUUUCCACUAUGGCAGGAUGUUUAAGCUGCAUUUAACAUUAACUUAGCAGCUAACCUUACUUGUAUUUGCUAGCACUAGCUAGGGAUGCAAACAGCGCGCUUUUCGGCGCCCCGCGCUUUUUUCACGUCAGUUUGGGUGACAAAGUCAUCUGAAGCCAUUCCAUAGCUUAAUGUGAGGGACAUAAGUCUAUUUACAUCAUUAAAGUUAACAGAAACUCGUUUUCCCUCCUCUGCGGCUGUCAAUCAUAGUCUCCAUUCAGUAACGUUAUUCAAACAGCGCGCGUGCCUCUUGUGGUUACAGCAGGAUGCACGUUAAAACUCUCUCCAAUAUGAUAUAUUCACAUUAUAAUGCUUGAUCUGUGGAUAAAAGGAUGUGGAUUUGCAUAAAAUUACUUUAUUUUAAAUUAUUGGAGUUUGUUGCUGUUUUUAAACGACUCGCUACCGUGUGCUUGUUAGAUCACACACAUCACAAGGAAUCGGCAUCAAACGCGCACAAUAACUGGAAUUUAAAACUUUGAAGAAACAAAUGAUCAAUAAACUGUUGGACAGAUAACACUAGGAUUUGUGCGCUCGACAUUUCUUGGCUUUGUGCCGUGAACUUUUAAAUGCGCACUUGUAUGUUAUUUCUGUGUAGUGUAGUGUAGGCUAUAUAAAUAUAAACACUUCUGAAUUUUUGACAUUCAUAUAUAAAUAUAUAACGUUAAUUGUGAAAUGUAUGAUUGCCUGAUUCAAUUUUAUUAGAGUACGAAUAGUAAUUUGUAAUAUUACAUAAUACAUUUAUGUAAUAUUUAAAGUUGUUAACUGUAAUUUAACUUACACUGCAAAAUAAUAAUUUACAAAGGAUUAAAUUUAUCACAAUUAUGUAAGUAUCUGGAUAUUUGACGUGGGGUGAGGGCUUUAAAAACCUCUCUCUUUUUUGACCAUACAUGUGUUUGCAUCCCAUAAUAAGAUAAGUUAGCUACUACUAGCCACCCUUAAAACUUUGCUGUAUGUGGUUACUACCCACAGAGUGGUGUUUUAGUUUAAUCGCGCACUUCUGUGCCUGUCUGUUCACAUGAGUAGCCCAGUGACCCCGUGGAUCCAAUAUGUUUAAUGGCAGAGCAGACAUGGAAAGUAUUAACUUUCUAAGCUAUAGCAAGUGUUAUUCCAUUCUGCGCUCGCACACCUCUGCUCUAGUUUUCAAACUUUCUGAAGAGCGGAUAGACAUACAGUACAUAGUCAAACAUGUAAAAAUGAAUAUAUUUUCUGAUAUGGAUUCUUACAUUCUAAUGAAAAUUUUCCAUUAUUCUUGAUUUCCAGCAUACACAGACUCAUGGCCAAGCUAGCACUGAACAGCCCUGAAUUAAAGUCUAUCGAACAGGGGGUCAAGAAUCGGUUCAAAUGGAGCUGGUUGCUGGAGACUGUCCAAGUUGAGGGAAACACUUUCUCACUCAAUUGCUUUAGCAAAAUUAGAGAACCAGGCAAAGCUAUUUGCAACAUUUGCAACCACCCUAUUAACUAUGGCACAAGUGGGAAGAUUGCACUCCGGAAACAUAUGAUGCAUCCAAAACAUGUGAAACUGUGGAAGAUCCAACAGCAGAACAUGCACAUUGAGAUCGCACGAGCUGAUAACAUCAUUGUUGCGGCUCCGCACAACAACUCGGCGCAACCCAGAUCAAUUCCUCCUCUAUGCAACCGUGUUGCUCAGGAUCAAGCACUCAUUCUUGGAUUCAUUGCUGAAAAUUCUCUUCCCCUGUCAGUCACGUCUGGGAUUAUUAAAUUAGCUCAAGAGUUGGCCAAAGAUCCAAAAGCACUUGCUGAACUGUCAAUGGACAGGACAUCUGCCUCAUACAAACUCACCCAUGGUGUGAAGAAGACUAUCCUGGAUGAAGUACUUGAGGAAAUCAGAAAUGUCCCCUUCUCCCUCAACAUAGAUGAGGCCACAAGCAAGACAAACAAAAGAGUAUUAGGUGUGCUUGUCAGCUACUGGUCCGAGAAACACGAGAGGAUGGUUGUCCAACACCUUGCAGCUUUGGAGCUCAUAUCUGUAACGGCAGAAUCUCUCUUCAGUGCACUGGAUGGGCUUUUUGAAAGGAUGAAUCUCCCAUGGGAUAAUCUGGUGUCAAUUCUCAUGGACUCCUGUGCUGUUAUGAGGGGCUCUAAAAAUGGCUUGGAAAAGAAGAUCAUAGACCGCCGUGCCCCUCAUCUCCUUGACAUCGAUGGUGACUCAUGUCACCACCUUCAUAAUGCCAGCAAGAAAUUGUGCUGUCCUUUUGAGCGUUGGGUUGAGUCUUUGCUGUCAGACCUGCACACAGACCACAAAUGGUCAGCUGACAUGAAAGAUGGCCUCAGAGAAAUUUGCAGCAUAUUUGGAAUCCAUUUCUCGCGGCCAGAGUGCUAUAUUCCACACCGGUGGCUCUCAGUCUUGGAUGUCAGUCUGGAAACACUGCGAAUGUGGGAUGCACUGGUCAUGUUUUACUAUGCCUUCCUGAGCAAUGAAGAUAAGUGUACAUACAAGGACAUUGUCAGUGCUAUUCUACAGAAGCGUGAAGUACAGGGAACAGGCAGGGCCCGGAUCAAGGAGUUGUGGAAGGAGUUGGGGAACAGGUCCAAGAACUUCACUAACGAGGGGAAGAUGAGGAAGGUCAGGAUUUGCAAGAAGGUGCUAUUUGAGGACAAGAAAACCCUCCUUGAGCUCCACUUCUAUUCAGCAGUCCUUCCCAUGCUGAAACAUUAUGUCCUGCUUUUUCAGUCCAAGGACCCAAAGGUUCAUAAACUCCAUGAUGAGCAGGAGAAACUUGUCAGGGAGUUUUUAUCUUGCUUCAUCAAGCCAGAAAAAUUAAUUAACAGCAAAGGAAGGAAUCUGUCUGGGCCAAAGAUGAAGUUGCUUGACCUGACAUCGACAGAGGCCCAUCUCGCAGCACCUUUUGUUGGCUCUGAGGCCUCAUCCCUCCUUGACCAACUAGGGAGGGAACACCCUGUGGUGAAGGCUUUCAAAACUAAGGUAAUCCAAGCCUACACCAGCUGUGCAGGUGACCUUCAAACAAAGCUACCUCUUGACAGUCCAACCCUAAGGACUCUGUCAUGCUUGGACCCAGAUGCACGGGGAAGCCAUCACAUUCUUCCUCAUCUCCAGAAGUUGCCGAACAUGUUUCCAGGUGUGAAGCUUAAUGAACUGGAGAGAGCUGGAUUUCAACAUGAAAUACACAGAUAUGCAAGUGACAUGACACUACCUCAGAUGACAGAGGAGGCAAGAGUCGAUUUAUGGUGGAAUGUUGUGAGAAACACUCAGAGGUACCCAGCGCUCUGCAAGCUUGCACUGUCUGCACUAUGCCCAUUUCAUGGUCCACAGGUGGAAUCAGCAUUCAGUGUAAUGUCCAACAUCCUGCAAGCCAAAGCUGCAAACCUAAGUGUUGAGACGUAUGAGUCCUAUCAAGUGGUCAAAUACAACCUGAAGGCCAUGCAGGUGUCGGCCAUUCAGCACUACUCCCGGAAGACAAAGGAGAGUCCUGUUAAUGUACAGCUGUGCAGAAAUGUAAAACGAUCGAGCCAAAGGUACAGAGCUCUGCUCAGAGAUAAAGAAGAACUGAACAAAAGGCCAUAUCACUCUGAGAAGCCAACGGCCGGCAAGAAAAUGGCAAAAGAUGCCAUCGUGGCAGCAGCUAUGUCAUGGCGGCCGACCUACCGGAGCUCCAAGUUUCGAAACGUCUAUGGCAAAGUGGCCAACCGAGAGCACUGCUUCGAGGGCAUCCCGAUCACAAAGAACGUCCAUGACAACCACUUCUGCGCGGUCAACGCUAAGUUCCUUGCCAUAGUAACGGAGAGCGCGGGAGGAGGAACCUUCGUUGUUAUCCCGGUCACUCAGUUUGGCCGUAUCGACCCUCACUAUCCGAAGGUCUGCGGUCACCAAGGCAAUGUGCUGGACAUCAAAUGGAAUCCUUUUCAUGACAACAUAAUCGCUUCUUGUUCAGAGGAUGCUUCUGUGCGGAUAUGGGAGAUUCCUGAUGGUGGACUGAGGAGGAAUUUGACAGAGUCUGUAUUAGAACUGUAUGGCCACAGCAGGCGUGUGGGGCUCAUAGAGUGGCACCCAACCACUAGUGGGAUUCUCUUCAGUGCUGGUUAUGACUACAAGAUUCUCAUUUGGAAUCUUGAGAUUGGAGAGCCGGUGAAAAUGAUUGACUGUCACACAGACGUGAUCCUCUGUAUGUCAUUUAACACAGAGGGCAGCCUGCUGGCCACCAGCUGCAAGGACAAGAAGCUCCGCGUCAUCGAGCCUCGCUCUGGCAAUGUGUUACAGGAGGCGAACUUUAAAAACCACAAAGUGAGCCGUGUUGUGUUCCUAGGCAACAUGAAACGACUCCUAACGACAGGUGUGUCCCGCUGGAACACACGCCAGAUUGCUCUCUGGGACCAGGAGGAUCUGUCCAUGCCAAUCAUUGAGGAGGAGAUUGAUGGCCUUUCAGGAUUGCUUUUCCCUUUCUAUGAUGCAGACACACAUAUGCUCUACUUGGCAGGAAAGGGUGAUGGGAACAUCCGUUACUAUGAGAUCACCCUGGAGAAACCCUACCUGCAGUAUCUGAUGGAGUUCAGGUCCCCUGCACCACAGAAAGGGCUCGGAGUGAUGCCGAAGCAUGGGCUUGAUGUAGGAGCGUGUGAAGUCUUCAGAUUUUAUAAGUUGGUCACUCUAAAGGGUCUGAUUGAGCCAAUCUCUAUGAUCGUGCCUAGAAGGUCAGAGACAUAUCAGGAGGACAUUUAUCCCAUGACUCCUGGGACAGAACCUGCUCUGUCUGCCGAUGAAUGGCUCAGUGGAAUCAACCGAGGUCCAGUGCUCAUGUCUUUAAAAGAGGGCUACAACAGACCAAACAAACUGGUGUUCAAGGCCCCUGUGAAGGAGAAGAAGGGUGGAGUGGUCAAUGGGAUUGACCUGCUAGAAAACGUGCCUCCCCGUACAGAGAACGAGCUCUUGCGGAUGUUCUUCAGGCAGCAGGAGGAAUUGCGGCGACUGAAGGACGAACUUACGCAGAGGGACAUUAAGAUUCGACAGCUUGAGCUGGAGCUCAAUAACAUAAGAAACAGCCCAAACAUCAACAACAAUAACAACAGCAGCAGCAAUGGUAGCAGCAUUUGACACUGGAUUUGUGCUGUGUCUUGUGAUCUCCUAAAGUGAGCGCUGCUGAAACACACAGGCUUCCUUCUCCUAAAACCAAGACCACAGAAGAGCAAGCGCUUGUCUUUAUAAAGCAGUGUCUCGCUCUGACCCCCAGUGUGGACCCCACAGCUGCUGUGUCCUUCAGCCACACUGAUGGUCUACAUGCAGUGGAUUGAUUCUCUCUAUUUGGAUUGGGUUUGGUACAAGCUAUUCAUUGCAUUAUCAUCUCAUAAUUGUAGACCUCACUAGAUUUAAUUAUUAGAAUUAUUUAUUUCAUAUUUUUUUCUUUGUGCAACUUAGCCUCGUUAGCUAAGCUAAAUUGCUUAAUAAACUCCAUAUAGAGAAGAAACGUGUUUUAAUAAGGUCAAACAGGCAUGCUUCACCCAUCAAGCUGUUAUCUCAUGUAAACACUAAGUCUACUGCAUCAUUUUGAUAUGACUGCACAAUGCUGUUUUAAUGUAGAAACUCAAACACCCCAGUUCAAUAAUCUUACACCACAGAUGGUAUUUAUCCAAUUGACUCUAGAAGUAAUAGGUUUUACUAAUACAAGUUGUGCACUGUUGCUUCUCAUAUGUGAAGUAUGUUCAGGUCAGUUAAUGACGGCAAUUCGAAUGGGGUUUUAAGUUAAAUAAAGCUCAGAAUAAUUUCAGAAUACAUUUAGAAAAAAUACAGUUUGCACCUGAUGAAAAUAUAAAAGUCCACAAAUUGUAAAAUGCAAUUAUGAAAUAAAUUAGUAAUAGGUAUAAGAGACUUACACUGCAUUUCUGCAGGAAAGUCAAGUUUGGAGAGAACAUGAGAAAAAGAAUGUUCGAUAAUGAGACACAACAAUGGUUACAAUUAAUGGCAAUACUUCAUUUUAAAGACUUACUGUGAUUCAUAAAGCAUACAGUUACUUUUUUAUAAAAUUUUAAAUCAAACGUAUUUAUUGAUUUCCAUUUUCAGUUCCUACUUUUAAGUGAAGAGUCUUGAGUUAACAUGAAUUUACUGUAGGCUAUCCUUGCAGUCACGCUCUUCAGUGCGCGCUGCACUCUAGAAGUUUACGUAAUUGUGAUUUUAAACAUUGGUUUUGUCCAGAACAAACUGAACCAGUUUUAAAAAAAUAAAAAUAAAAAAAAAGGUUGGACGGCACAUUUAAUAGAGCACUUAUGAGCUAAUGUGUUGUCCCCUUUAAAAAUAUAUUGAUCAUCUGAUUGCCAAAUGAACUAACCUUGCUUGACCAACGCGGAAAGCCCGGUUCACCUCUGAAUUCAACCAUCACGUGUUCGCCAUUUUCCUGAAAACAAUAUGAGCCUCAAUCUUUGUAAAUAUUUUGCUUCAUAAAAAUCCCCAGCAUCCACUGCUUCUUAUUGCAUAGUAAUAGCGCGUUUUGAGGUAAAGUGCACUUAAGGUAUUCUGACAUUAGGGGGCGGUAAAGUCACAGACUUGCUCACGUCACGUACUGAAAGGCCUACGCUUGCCAUGAAACGGACUACACAGCAUCCUCUUAACAUGAUAAAAGAGCAGUUCAGAAAGAGCAGUUCAGACACAAGCAGUAGUACUUAAGGAACACUGGAAUUAAUACUAACACUGGGCCUACUUAAAUGCGCCAAAGAGUGACAAACAGGUUGUUUACAUGGCCUGUGGUUACGUUCCAAAUCUUCUGCCUGAUAAUUGUGCAUCAUUGAAAAUGUUGAGGUGAAGUGGUUAUUAAUUUGUUCACAGUGUGAGGUGCCAGAAUACUUAUGUUGUACUCAGGCCCCUUUUAUCUGGUGUUAGACAAGGCGCUCACUGCCUACACAAGCCUAAUUAAUGUAGAAAUAUUUCAAGCUGACAGUGCCUAAGGAAUUAUGAGGCUAUUAGGCUAACCUUUGUCUUUGAUUAAAAUGAAUAACAUUGAUAGGGAAUCAUUACCCUGUAUUUCACGAUUCAUUAUGAUUAACUGACUAACUACAGCAUGUUGCACAAAAGGUAAGUGCAUACAAAGUAAAAACCUCUUCCUGAUGAAGAACAAUCAUGUGCGGAGUUGAAUUUACUCCAAUGGUUCAUCAAAUCUAAACGCCUAGACCAGUGGUCUGGAGGGCCACAGAUCUGCAGUUUCGCUCCAAAUCACACCUGCUUGGAAGUUUCUAGUAAUCCUGAAAACCUUAAGUAGCUGGACCAGGUGUGUUUGAUUAGGCUUGGAGCUAAACUGUGCAGAGCUGUGGCUCUCAGGGAAUUGAGUUUAAGACCAAUGGUCUAGACUCUAGACCGAGACUAGCUAAAUUUACCUUGCGAUCUCACACAAAAAAAUCCACACAGAUCAUAAUUAACACCUCUUCCACUGUAUGCCAGGGAUCUCCAACCGUGCUCCUGGAGAGUUACCAUCCUGCAGACUUCAGUUCCAGCCCUGAACACCUUCAUCAGCUGGUUCAGGUGUGUUUGUUUGGGGUUGGAGCUGAACUUUGCAGGACAUGUUAGCAAAGCACAUGCGUGUACAGUAAAUAUUCACUGGAACAAAAAUGCUGACAUUCAUAUGAAAUCUGAAGUCUUCUUUUUAAUAAAAAAAAUUCAAUCAGUAUGAUCUGACAACUGGACAUAUCUCAGUUAAAACUGUCUAUGCGUUUUAUUUAAAUUGGCAUGAUGCUUCUGAAUAUCUACACAAUAUUCAGUCAUAAGCUAUUUUCCCUGAGCGUCACUAUGCAAUUUCACUUCACAUCAGUUAACCCGCUAUUUCAGUGGCGAGGUGACAUACACUUGCCAUUUCCGCACAAGACUUUAAAUACAUAAUCUGUUGAUCAAGUAUGUAAUCACAUCUAAUUACAAUAUAUGGAUUUUCUGUAGCUGUCAGAACAGAACUUCAAACUACCAUAGAACCGGUUGCGUUUUCAUUCAUUUUAUUACAGUUAAUGGUUACAACUGAGAUUAUUUGUGAAAAUGUCUGCCAUUAUCAAAGGGAAUCAGAAAAAAAUAUAUUUGGUCAUUAUUUACAAAGAACACAAAGCCUCUGAAACUAUCCACACAAAAGGGAGAAGGGGUUUAGGGCUCAUCUGACAAGGGCAGACAUUCGGCUCUGAACAUUAAAAAAUAAAAUAAAA
Messenger RNA from Carassius gibelio (silver crucian carp), 8506 nucleotides. RefSeq names its product coronin-2B. Lineage: Eukaryota; Metazoa; Chordata; Actinopteri; Cypriniformes; Cyprinidae. Gene Ontology annotation, biological process: actin filament organization. Bases 1638 to 5432 code for a protein of 1264 amino acids. The transcript has 16 exons. The record is from RefSeq and is a predicted model, not a curated record. Gene Ontology annotation, molecular function: actin filament binding.